GGUCCAUUGGGACUUAUGAAAAAUGCCAUUAGUAUGUCUGAGGAUGAACAAUGGAAAAGAAUACGAACAGUGCUGUCUCCAGCCUUCAGCAGUGGAAAGCUCAAGGAGGUAAGAAAAGAACUUUCAUUUAGGAAGUUAAAGAAUUCACCUGGGAACAGUGCAUCACUGACACUUCAUGAUAUUUUGGGAGCCUACAGCAUGGAUGUAAUUACUAGCACAUCGUUUGGAGUGAAUAUUGAUUACCUCAACAACCCACAAGAUCUCUUUGUGGAAAAUGCCAAGAAGCUCUUAAAAUUUGAAUUCCUUGAUCCAUUUUUAUUAUCCUUAAUACUCUUCCCAUUCCUUACCCCAAUUUUUGAACUAUUAAAUAUCUGGCUAUGUCCAAAAAGGGUUACUGAUUUUUUCACAAAAUCUGUAAAAAAGAUGAAGGAAAGUCGCCUCAAAAAUAAACAAAAGCACCAAGUAGAUUUGCUUCAGCUGAUGAUUAACUCCCAGAAUUCCAAAAAAAAAAAAAAAAAAAAAGCUCUGUCUGAUCUUGAACUAGUAGCUCAAUCUGUUAUCUUUAUUUUUGCUGGCUAUGAGACUACCAGUACUUUCCUCUCCUUCCUUGUGUAUGAAUUGGCUACUCACCCUGAUGUCCAGCAGAAACUGCAGGAGAUUGAUGUGACUUUCCCCAACAAGGAACGUCCCAGUUACGAUGCCCUUGUACAGAUGGAGUAUCUUGACAUGGUGUUGAAUGAAGCUCUCAGAUUAUACCCAGUCACUGGUAGCCUUGAGAGGGUCUGUAAGAAAGAUGUGGAAAUCAAUGGCGUGUUCAUUCCCCAAGGGACAGCGGUGAUGGUGCCAACCUUUAUUCUUCACCAAGACCUGGGUCUCUGGCCAGAGCCUGAGGAGUUCCAUCCUGAAAGGUUCAGCAGGAGGAACAAGGACAGCAUAAAUCCUUAUGUAUACCUGCCUUUUGGAACUGGACCCCGAAACUGCAUUGGCAUGAGGUUUGCAAUCAUGAACAUGAAACUUGCUGUAGUCAGAGUCCUGCAGAACUUCUCCUUCAAGCCUUGUAAAGAAACACAGAUCCCCCUGAAAUUAAGUGCUCAAGAGUUUAUUCUACCAGAAAAAACCAUUAUUCUCAAGGUUGAGCCAAGAGAUGGGAGUGUGAGUAGAGACUGACUUUCCCUAAGGACUUCCCCCUUUGUUCUUCAAGAAGCUGUGUCCCAGAAUACCAAAGACUUCAAUUUACUUUGUGAGUAAAACCCAGAAAUAAAGGUGGGUUUCAUGGACCACCCAUGACGGAUGACUAGAGAUUCUGUAGCUUUCUCAGUGUCUGUGUGGAGCAUUAUAUCUUGUGGAGAGUAAAGGAGGUGACUAAUAAGUACCAGACAUGUAGACUCAGCCUAUCUGGUUCCCAUAGACCAUCCUCUGUUAUACCAUCUACUCCCCUGAGCACUGUUCAAGAAUAAAAAUUUCUCAACAAUUUUAUCAACAAACUUUCAUGAAACAAGAAUUUUUGUGGUGACUGUAGUAGUGACAUUUAUAUCACACAUCUUAUUUUGAAUAUUACACAUUAACUACUACACUGUGUCAAUCAACAUCUCUUUACAAAACUAUUAACUGAU
Messenger RNA from Neofelis nebulosa (Clouded leopard), 1613 nucleotides. Its product is annotated as cytochrome P450 3A12-like. Gene Ontology annotation, biological process: oxidative demethylation; steroid metabolic process. The transcript has 9 exons. The record is from RefSeq and is a predicted model, not a curated record. Gene Ontology annotation, molecular function: heme binding; testosterone 6-beta-hydroxylase activity; oxidoreductase activity, acting on paired donors, with incorporation or reduction of molecular oxygen. Lineage: Eukaryota; Metazoa; Chordata; Mammalia; Carnivora; Felidae. Bases 16 to 1167 code for a protein of 383 amino acids.